Trichobilharzia szidati is the source of this 4288-nucleotide messenger RNA. NCBI's taxonomy places the organism in Eukaryota, Metazoa, Platyhelminthes, Trematoda, Strigeidida, Schistosomatidae. The record is from the annotation of a GenBank genome assembly.
CCUUCAUCGACCGCCUAAUUUGCAAUUUUGACAAUAAAACUCAUGUUCGGUUUUUCGAUUUAGUCAGUCUGACCGAUGGGGAGAAAAAAGAUCGACAGUUCACAGGCCUCAUGUGAAUUUACCUUCGGCACACAUGGUUUGGAGGACCUGGAGUCCUCCUACCCUACACUUCUGAAAGUUGCCGGAUCCUGUGAGCUGCCGCUGCUGGAUUUGUCUUCUAUUCAAAUGGAAUUAGAACAAAUUCUCGCCAGCGUUGUGGAGCGUAUGAUUUGCUUAAAAUCCGAGUCGAAAGGAAAAGAUUUACCUGCCAGCGUCAUUUCUGCACUCAAACGUCAUCACGGAAACAGAGAAGCUGAAUCUAAUCAAAAGUGUCUCUCAAAACCGUCGUUAGUUGUGAAGGCUAAUCCUGAUAAACCUCUCACUUUGAUUAUAUCCCAACGUUCUGGUCCUUGUCCUAAUCCCCAGACAACGCUACCAAGUGUCUCAACUGCAGUAAAACCUGCAUUCGGCUUGAGACGAUCUAGCAGGUCUUCAGUUGAAGAAGUAUCGGAACUCUGUUCACCGACAUCCCCUGACAAAAAUCUGUUGACUUCAAGUUAUGUUAUUCCGAACAAGUUUUGGGAGCUUAUGGAACCUUACUGUGCUGAGAUAACAGAAGCAAAUGUCAGUUACUUGGAAGGCCUUAUUCGAUCAUAUCAGCAAUUAGAAUCAAUUUAUUUUCAUCUACCUACGCUUAAACAAACUGAGGGGUGUAAACAGGAAGCUAUUGAAGCACCAGUUCAGAAAAGGCUUAGACGUGAUUCUUCUCACACUACUCAACAAGCUACAAUUGAUGAAUCCUUGUAUGCAUCUAAUAAAUCGCAUUCAUUCAUGGCUGCUACUCAAAUGCACUAUAUGAAUAAAUACUUGGAAAUGGAGUUAAAGAAGCCUAUUCCCGAGUCUUCUAUGCUGUGUAAAAUAUCUCAGUCUCUUUUGGAAUCGUGCUAUCAAAAUGAUGUAUUGACGAGUAUCAAUGAAAAACUGCAUUUACGUACACACAAAGCAAACUCAAAUAAUGAAGUUGAAGAUAAUUGUUCAGCAUGCACUGAUCCUAGUGGUUCAGAUUAUGGCAGUGUAUCAACUGAAGCUCUUCAUGUAAAUGGUGUUAAUGAUGGUGGUCAUUCGUCAAAUACUACUAUGCAUUAUUCACAAGUGAAUCCGUCAUCCUCUGGAGCUGCUGUCUCAAUUAAUCGUGACUUGUCAAUUGAUCCAAACACACUCACUACACUUGCCAGCCAACCACUUAAAAGUAUAGCUAAACAAUUUCGUGUCAGUUCAUCAUAUCGUGUAGAAAAGAAGAUUGCUCAGGCGAUUGAUGAAUUAGGUUUAUUUCCAUUAAGUAUUUUACAUCCGAAAGUUUCACCCCCGGUUGUGGAGUGUAAAGAAGACCGUGGUUCACACAGAUCACCCUCCAAUGCAUUGUUCAAUGGUCCUGCUUCUCAUUCAACUAAACUAAUUAUUCGUAAGAAUAAAACCACUUCCUCGAAUUCCUUAAAGAUUAAUGAUGUCCAAACGUCACCUGAACGAAGUCCUAUUUCAAAGAAACGCUGCAUAAUUGACGAAAGGACAUUAUCCCCCUUACCGGAAAAUGCAUGUAACACUCUAUCAAAUUCAGUCGAUUAUCUAGACAAUGAAAGUCCUACUGAAGAAGGUUCACCUUUAAAAACUGAAGAUAUGCAUGGCAACCCAGUAGUAGAUGGAAGUGAUAAAGUUAGAUCUCCUUGGCAUACAAAAAGAUCAAAUCAAAAGAAAUUAAAAAGUCCAAAAUCAAUACGUUAUAAAAAUAGACUACGAAAUAUUGUGAAUAAUAAUAAUAAUAGUAAUAAUAAAACUGAGCUACUUUGCAAUGGAUUAUUAUCUCCCAGUAGAAAUGAUUCCAUUGUGUCAAAGAAAUCGGACUGUCUAUCCAAUCUUUAUACUACUGAUCAACGCCUCCUUAAUGCUGCUGAUACUGAGUGCUACAAUGGCUCAAAUGAUUAUCUGUUAAGACAUGAACAGGAUAUUGAUAUCUCCCUUCCAUUCAAUCCUCGUAGACGAAAUACCUUCCCUGCUCACUUAUUAUCGGAUAACGAGAGACGACCAACCGAGUCGAUAGGUCUCACAAAUCUGCACCACCACCACCCUUGCCUCCUACGGCAUGAUCACCUUUCACCAAAUCAUCUCUCUCUGUCUAAUUGUAACGGAGAUACUAAACUGUCAGCUGACUAUUCAGAAAAGCAAAAAUCACUCCUUAUGAAUGGUGAUGAUUUGUCAUUAUCUCAGUUGCAUAACGAAAAUUUGAUAGAACACAAUCGAUCUAGAGAUAAGUUGAAUCUAAGUUGUAACACUCUUCUUCAUGAAGAUUAUGAACGAAGUCAAGUACUCGAAUUCAGUUCACAUCAAAAUACUGACCUCACCGCUACUCCACUUCAUAAUUGCCGGUUAAAACCUAAAACAGAAUGUAGUUGGAUGGAAGAGUCAAAUAAAACAACAACAGAUCAUAAUAUUACAGGAAAGACUAGUCUUCAAAUUUCUACAUCUCUUUUGCAGACUAAUGAUAUAAAGUCAACAGACGAUGAUGUUCUUCCAGCACACAUUCAAAAUCCCAUGUUUAAUACAGACACAGGCUCACCAACACAAUAUGCACUUUGUGGUGAUGAUAUUGGUUGGGCUAUCAUUCAGCGUCAACGAGAACUACGAUUACUGUGUACAUCUAACCAUCGAGUUCUUCGACGACUUGUCCAGGCAGCUAGACGAGAUAUGCAACGCCAGGAAAUACAAAGACGUUUAGCAAUUGCAGAUGCUGAUAAUACUUUGUGGCAGCGAUUUUUCACGAAGUCUUGUCGUCUUUUCAGUAGGAGAUCUCUAUGGAAUGUAUAUACUUCGAGGUCAUACAUUAUACCAUUAAGUAGGUGUUCAUAUAACCAUGAUCAACAGAAAACCUCUGGUCAGCCAAGACUGCUUGUUAAAACAGCUUUUGUUACUGCAUUCCUCACAAAGAUUUGGAAAGACGAAGAAGACGAUGAAACCAAUCUUUCUCAAAAGUUGAAGAGUUUUCAUACUCCAAUAGUUGCUAAAUGUGCAGAGAUUGUAAGACCAAUACCUAAAGACAGACAAGCUGCAAUUAAAGCUCUCGAUGUCGUCGCAGAUGUCGCUCAAGAUGUACAACCAGCAGUUGUUUCAAUUACCAGUACCGACAAAGGUUUUCUUUCCCUACAAACACGUUCAACUGGCUCAGGCUUUAUUGUGGACAAUUCAGGUCAUGUAGUGACAAAUGCUCAUGUGGUUGGCUAUCGGGGUGAUGUUAUGGUUCAUCUAUGUGAUGGUCGUUCAUUUCCUGGUAAAGUUCUAGCAGUUGAUGUAUCCUCAGACUUGGCACUUAUUCGAUUAGAUGUAAAGAAAAAUGUUGCUGAAAGCCUUCCACAUCUACCAAUGGCUGCUAAUUUACAAAGAAUUCGUCCUGGCCAGUUUGUAUUAGCCUUAGGAAGUCCACUGAUGUUGGCUAAUAGUGUCACAGUUGGUGUUGUAUCUGCAGUCGAUAGAGAUCUCGGUCAUUCAGAAGGCUUAAAAUAUAUUCAAACUGAUGCUAUAAUAACAUUUGGUAAUUCAGGUGGUCCAUUGGUGAAUUUAUACGGCGAAGUUAUUGGAGUUAACGCUAUGGUGGCGGGUACAGGAGUGGGAUUUGCUAUACCUGUCGAUCAAGUUCGAAAAUUUAUACAACUGGCUUUAACAGCAUCAUCAAAAUCUCGAAGUUCUUCGCCACUUACAUCAAAAUCGCCUACUGAUCCAUAUAUUUUAGCAGACAAUUCAACUAGAACAGAAAGUGGAACCCAACGUCGGUACUUAGGCUUAGUUAUGCGAACACUGACUCCAGAACUGGCCUUCGAAUUAGCUUCUCGUGGUGAACAUCAAUUUGUAGAAGUGCAGGAUGGUGUCCUAAUUCAUGCUGUACUCAGAAACUCUCCAGCUCAAAGAGCGGGAUUGAAAGCAGGUGAUGUAAUAGUUGCCAUUGAUGGUAUACCUAUAACAAAUGCCCAGGAAGUGUAUACAGCAACAGAAAGUCGAGAACGAAUAUCAAUUGUGAUAGUCAGAAAAGGAAAACGUAUAACUAUAGAGAACAUUCAAACUGAAAAAGUCUGAGACCUAUGAACUUGGUUAUAAAUACUUGGUGUUUGUACUACAUUUAUUCCUUACUGUGUACACUUGUAUUUAUGACUGCAUUAGUAUACUGGGCUUUUUUUGUUAUUGACUUUUUUUCAUUCCUCUAAAA